AUGGGAGAUGUGGCUAUUUCGGCCCUUGUGAGCGAGGUGGUGGGGAGGCUGACUUCUAAAGUUAUCAAAGAGUUAGCUCUACUUUGGGGACUCGAGGACGAUAUUUCAACUCUCCAAGAAGAUUUCACCAGCAUCCAAGCUAUUCUUGAAGAUGCAGAAGAGAAACACAUCAAGGAAAAGGCUGUAAAGUUAUGGCUUAAGAGUCUCAGAUCAGCGUCCUUGGAGGUAGAAAACGUGUUGGAUGAGAUUUCAACUGAAGCUUUGCUACAACGUCUACACAAACAAAGAGGCGCUGCAUGGAGGGUAAGAGCCUUCUUCUCCUCAGAUCAUAAUAAACUUUUGUUUCGUAUUAGAAUUGCUCACAAAGUUAAAUCCAUAAGAAGAAAACUCGAUGCCAUUGCAUCCAAGAGAUUUGAGUUGAAAUUGACCCCAUCAAGUGACAUAAGACAUUUAGAUGUGGGAUUUAAAGGUGUUUUGCCGCAUAGGGAAACCAGCUCGCUUAUACAUUCUUCACUCGUCUUCGGAAGAAAUGACGAGAUGGAGUUAGCAAUUGAAAAGAUAUGUAACAAAGAUAUAGGAAAAUACGACAGCAGUGAGAUUCGAGUGUAUGGUAUAUGGGGUAUGGGAGGCGUGGGGAAAACUACUCUAGCUCAACUAAUCUAUAACCAUGAAAGGGUGAAGCAAUAUUUCGAAUUAAAAUGUUGGGUUUACGUCUCCGAGAACUUCCAAGUUAAAGAGAUAAUAAAAGGAAUCAUUGCAUCCAUAGAUAAAUGUGAGUGCACACUUACACAUCUGGAUGUGUUGCAAGAGUCACUUCAAAACAAGUUAAGAGGAAAGAAAUUUUUAAUUGUACUAGAUGAUGUUUGGAUUGAAGAGGAUGAAAAGGCCAAGUGGGACGAGGUAAGCAAAACAUUAAGUUGCGGGGCUGAAGAGAGUAUUGUUGUGAUGACAACACGAUACGAUACAACUAGUCGAAUGACAGCUAAAGUUCGCGAGUUACAACAUGAACUUGGAUGUUUAUCAGAAGUGUACUCAUGGUUAUUAUUCAAGAAGUUUGCAUUUGCAGAAGGAAGAGAGGGGGACGACAUAAGUAAGCUAGAGCCUAUCGGAAGAGAGAUGGUUGAGAAAUGUAAAGGAUUGCCUUUAGCAGUGAAGACCUUGGGCAGCUUAAUGUGGUCGAAAAGAAGUAUAAGUGAUUGGCAACGUGUGAAAUGCAAUAUUUUAUGGGAGUUGCAAGAAAGUAAGGUUUUGCCUGCUUUGAAGUUAAGUUAUGACAACUUGCUUCCACAUUUAAAGAGAUGUUUUGCUUAUUGUUGUAUGUUUCCUAAAGGCUAUUAUAUGGAAAAGGAUGUAGUGAUUCAAUCGUGGGUUGCUAACGAUUUCAUUCCACCUAGAGGAGACAUAGAUUUGUAUGUGCUUGGAGAAGAAAUUUUUAACUUUUUGGUUUGGAGGUCCUUCUUCCAGGUAGAUAAGAACCACAAUAACAAUUUUAAAAUGCAUGAUCUGAUGCAUGACAUGGCACAACAUGUAAUGGGAGAUGAUUUUCUAGUUAUAGAGUCUGGUAAGGAGAUUAUAAUCCCAAAUGAGGUCCUUCAUUUGAGCUCAUCAUGUCCAUAUUAUCGCUUUUCGCCCCAGGAGUUAGAAAAGUUAAGAUCAUUAAGGUCAAUAUUUAUGUUCGGAGAUAAGUAUGAACCUAGUGCUACAUUUAUGCCUAUAUCCAUUUUUGGAGAUAAGUAUGAAUGUAGCAAUACCCAACUUUUCAACCACAUGUAUAUGAGGGUAUUAUACUUGUCUGGUAUUAAGUUAAUUACACUACCUGAAUCAAUUUGCAAACUGAAACACCUAAAAUACUUGAACUUAUCAUACUCAAGUAUAGCAUUUUUACCUGAGUCCAUUGUUUAUCUCCAAAAUUUGCAAGUGUUGAUAUUGCGAUCCUGUAGGAAACUGUAUUGCUUGCCAAAAGGCUUGAGAUACAUGACUAGUUUGGAACGUUUGGACAUCGCUUAUUGUGAUUUACUCACGCGUUUGCCAAUUGGAAUCAAAGAAUUGACUAGUCUCCGAAUACUUCCGCGGUUUCCUGUUGGUUACAAGUGUGGGGCAAAACUAGGAGAGUUAGGGGAUCUAAAUCUUCUUGAAGGGGAGUUAGAGAUAUCACAACUCGUGAAUGUUGGAGCUUCUAGUGAGGCAAAGGGUGCCAACCUCAAAUGCAAAAGAAAUUUGUUGGUUUUAAAGUUAAAUUGGUUUGACCCUUUUAGGAAAGAAAGUAGACAAGAAAUGUUUGCAAAUGAAGAGGUUCUCGAGGGACUAGAACCAAACCAGAGUCUCAAAAAAAUGAUAAUAAGUAAAUACAUGGGAAAUAAUAUAUCUCCAAAAUGGAUGGUCAAUUUAAGGAAUUUGGUUGAAAUUCAAUUUUUUUGGUGCAUGAAUUGUGAGCAUAUUCCAUCACUUGGGAUAUUACCCAAUCUCAGGGUCAUUAAGUUGAGCUUCAUGCAUUCUUUGAAGUGUUUCCACGAUGAUGAAAUAAACAUGUUUACCUGUUUACGGGAACUAGACAUUGGUUGUUGUCCGAAUUUGGUUUCCUUACCAUGUAACCUUCCAAGACUCGAGGUUUUAAAACUAGAACGAUGUGGGGGAUUAAUUUCUUUACCGGGUUACCUUCCAAAUAUUACAAAGUUGAAAUUGUCAUAUUGUGAUGGAUUAGUUUCUCUACCAGACGAGAUUAAAAGUUUCAAGUAUCUUAAUGAACUUGAGAUAAAUAGAUGUAAACAUCUAAGUAAAAGGUGUGAAAAGGAGAAUGGUGUAGACUGGCAUAAAAUUUCUCACAUACCUAAAUUUAAAACUUAUUCUUCAGGUAACAUUGGUUUUUUUGUUCUUCUUUCUUCUAUUUAUUUUCUUAUUGCAAUAUACUCACGUUCUUCAUCCAAACAGUAUUGGAAUUUUCUUAAUUCGGAUAACGAAAGAAUAAAGGAUGAUUGCUAG
Helianthus annuus (common sunflower) is the source of this 2979-nucleotide messenger RNA. RefSeq names its product disease resistance protein RGA2. The coding region runs from base 1 to 2979 and encodes 992 amino acids. The transcript has a single exon. Lineage: Eukaryota; Viridiplantae; Streptophyta; Magnoliopsida; Asterales; Asteraceae. Gene Ontology annotation, biological process: defense response to other organism. The record is from RefSeq and is a predicted model, not a curated record. Gene Ontology annotation, molecular function: ADP binding.